AUGGUCUCUUCCACUAUCAACUUCUCCGGCCUGAUGUGCCUUGUCCUGGCUCUCGCCCCCUCAACCGUCCUCUCUGCUCCCCAGAUCCCCGGACUCCCAGUCCCUGAUCUGUUCAAUCACCCUGCUACCACCACCGACGAUGGACUCGGCAACAGCGAGUCUGGAGCCGGCAGCGGCGUCCACGUUGGCAUCCCCGGCGGACCUUUCGUGAACGCCGGUGCCGGCUACCACGAUAGCCACCGCGGCCCCUGCGGCCCCCUCUCAGGCGAUGACCACCAUGCCGGCGCAGGUGUCGACGUUGGCAUCCCCGGCGGUCCGUCCGUCAACGUCGGCAAUGGCGAGUACAGCCACCACGACGGCUACCCUUGCCCCGAGCCCCCAAUGGCUCCUGCUCCCGCGCCUGUCGUUCCCGCUCCCGCUCCUGUUGUCCCAGCUCCCGCCCCGGUCGCCCCGGUCAUGGCUCCCGCUCCCGCUCCUACUGCUCCUACCAUGUCCGCUCCGGCUUUCCUCCCUCCCACUUACACCACUCCCAUCUCCAUCCCAACAACCACUCCCGCCGCCGCCUGGGCUCCCGCUGUCCCAAUCGUUCAGCACUCCACCCCGCUGAUUCCUCGCCCUGCUCCCUCCGCUUCUCCCGCGCCAUCUGCUAUGCCCGUCUUCAACGGUGCCUCCUCCAUGGCCCCAGGCUCGUCCAUCUUGGCCGUGGCUCUUCCUCUCGUCCUGGCGUUCUUCUACUAG
Penicillium antarcticum is the source of this 738-nucleotide messenger RNA. Its product is annotated as putative cell wall protein. The record is from RefSeq and is a predicted model, not a curated record. The transcript has a single exon. NCBI's taxonomy places the organism in Eukaryota, Fungi, Ascomycota, Eurotiomycetes, Eurotiales, Aspergillaceae. Bases 1 to 738 code for a protein of 245 amino acids.